CCAACGCAAGACUUUGUCAGUUUUGACGACUCAAAUUUCGACAAUCUGCAGUCAUUGACACGAUAAAACGGGACAUGUUAAACUUCAUUGUCGAGCUUGAUUACUUUCAGCGAUAACUACUUCCCAAGUAGUUGCAGUAUGACUCUGUUGAUUCAACUGUUGAUCUGUCUUAGCUUUCUUCAGUCCACUGUGGCCCUCACUGACUCGCUGUACAUUUCAGUGUUGCGAAUUAGUUCCCACACACUUCAGUAUAAUGAUAUUGUACGAUAAGAAAUGGAUCGGUUUUUUCGUUGGGUUUUUGUAUAUUUGUUGUUUUUUUGAUGGGGAAAGUUUGUAGUUCAAGACCUACUGCUUUUCAAGCUACGAUUUCUACGAUCAACUUGAGAUCUCUGUUUAAUUUAGGAUGAGAACGACAAAGCUCCGGAAAUUUGGGUGGUCUUCUUGGAGUGAUUGUAGUGUAACGUGCGGAAAAGGGAAGCAAACUAGAACAAAAGUUUGCCUUUUGGGCUUAGUGUGCCUUCCAAGCAGCCUGGUCGGAACACAAACACAGGAUUGCAACAGUAGCCCGUGCCCCACUAGCAGCUAUUUGAAUACUGCUUAUGCUACUUCUACCUACAGUCUAUCGACAUCCUACAGCCCUUCUUUUACCCAAUACCCAACUUCUAUGUACAGCUCAACAUCGUAUGUUCUAUCUACCUCAAACGUGAGUCCUACACAGAGCUCAACCUCUUCCAUCACCACCUCCCAACCCACAUCUGCUAUUGGUAACACCUUUUUUACUUUAAGCCAUCGUGGAUGUCGUUACUCAAAUGUGAAGAUCUCCCGAACUGUCAAUGUCAGGAACAAAUUACAUUGUAUAUCGAUAUGUGCACGGGAAUCGGAAUGUGUAGCGUUUAACCUUGAUGGCAUUAAGCCAAGUGACAGUAGCGAGAUAAACGAACAUCUCAAGUGUGAGAUUCUCGAAAAGGACUAUGGGAGAGAUGUCAGCUUAUCACGAGUAAGUGAGAACUGCAAGAAUUAUGAGCGAGUUACGAUAUGACCAAUUGGAAAGACAUCGGUACUACAGGUAACCCAAACAUUCGUAAGACUGAUGAAAUAACAAAAGACAUGGCAGCCAUUUUGGAUAUAUAAAAAAGCGAAUACAAAAACGUUUUUGUUCGCUCAAAACGGCGGACGUAUGGAAACUGAACCACUACACUACUGCUAUAAUCUUCUAUAAUCUGGGAUCUAUAUACAGUGGAAUAAUACUAUAUCAGCGGUCUGAGUAACCAAUUGUUUACCAUUGAUUGAAAGAGCGACUCAGAUACCUGGAGUGGUCUGGGUUGCAAAAUCCUAAAAAAGAAACUGUUGUAAAUACUCAGCACUUGAUCGUACGUUCGUCAAUGACUUUUAAAAUGCCUUUGUGUGGCGUAAAUCUUUACUGUAAACUUAAAUCAAUGUCAAUUAAAAUCAAACCGGUCUUAAAUCGGCAUACUGUAAAUUGCAAUACGGGUCAUAAGUAAAAUUUACU
This is a messenger RNA of Actinia tenebrosa (Australian red waratah sea anemone), 1510 nucleotides long. RefSeq lists its product as uncharacterized. NCBI's taxonomy places the organism in Eukaryota, Metazoa, Cnidaria, Anthozoa, Actiniaria, Actiniidae. The record is from RefSeq and is a predicted model, not a curated record.